CGCGGGGAGAGCGCUCUGCUUCCGAGGGCGAGCGCGGCUGCAGCGGGCGGCAUGGCGAGCACCGCCUUGGAGAUCAUCGCGUUCACCGUGUCUAUCUCGGGCUGGUUGCUGGUGUCUUCCACGGUGCCCACCGACUACUGGAAGGUAUCCACCAACGACGGCACGGUCAUCACCACCGCCACCUUUUGGGCCAACCUGUGGAAGACAUGCGUUACCGACUCCACAGGGGUCUCCAACUGCAAGGACUUCCCCUCCAUGCUGGCGCUGGACGGUUAUAUCCAGGCAUGUAGAGGACUUAUGAUUGCCGCUGUCAGCCUGGGCUUUUUUGGUUCCAUAAUUGCCCUGUUUGGAAUGAAGUGUACCAAAGUCGGAGGCUCAGAGAAAGCCAAAGCUAAAAUUGCUUGUUUGGCUGGGGUUGUAUUCAUACUGUCAGGGUUAUGCUCAAUGACCGGUUGUUCCUUGUAUGCAAACAAAAUCACAACGGAAUUCUUUGAUCCUCUCUUUAUUGAUCAAAAGUAUGAAUUAGGAGCCGCUCUGUUUAUUGGAUGGUCAGGAGCCUCACUCUGCAUAAUUGGUGGCGCCAUAUUUUGCUUUUCAAUAUAUGACAACAACAAAACACCCAGAAUGAACUACGCAUACAAUGGGGCCACAUCUGUCAUGUCUUCUCGGGCAAAGUAUCACGGUGGAGAAAAUGUCAAAACCGCAACCCCCCCCAAACAGUUUGAUAAAAAUGCUUACGUCUAAAGAGCACUGCUGCAAGCUGUGACUUGGGUUUGUUAUAAAGGUGAACCGUUCACACAAUGAUCCCAUUGGGGCUCUCCUAUAAUUAACACUCAAACUAUUUUUAAAAUAUGAAUUUUUGAAGUUGUUGAUUGUAUGGAUGUAAAUGUUCUUACAUAGUUAUAGACUAAUCAUUUUCUGUUAUGGCUUUCUAUAAAAAAAUAAACAGGUUAUUUACAGGAUGUG
Molecule: messenger RNA, 966 nt
Organism: Myotis davidii
Lineage: Eukaryota; Metazoa; Chordata; Mammalia; Chiroptera; Vespertilionidae
Gene: CLDN10
Product: claudin 10
Exons: 5
Coding region: 52-744 (230 amino acids)
Biological process (GO): cell adhesion; bicellular tight junction assembly
Cellular component (GO): bicellular tight junction; plasma membrane
Molecular function (GO): structural molecule activity
Source: RefSeq, a predicted model, not a curated record